Messenger RNA from Xyrichtys novacula (pearly razorfish), 9858 nucleotides. The record is from the annotation of a GenBank genome assembly. NCBI's taxonomy places the organism in Eukaryota, Metazoa, Chordata, Actinopteri, Labriformes, Labridae.
AUAAAGGGUUUGUGUUUGUUCCUGAAGGCGUCAUUUAAACUAGUUUACUGAGGAGCCAGAAUAACCGAGGGAAAGAUGUGGGUGCCAGAGGAGGACGGCAUGGCUGCAGGUAAGGCAUCAGGGUGUGGGGUUCAACUGAAUAUGUGACGUCUGUUCUAGUCAAAUGAAGUCCAACAUAAUCAAAUUGUGGGCUUGUAAGUUUGAAAUACUCAGAAACAUGAUUUAAAUCAAAGGAUGAAAUUUGUUGUGUAUUUUUAGUGUCACACAAAAAUCCAAACAUUUGGAAGGUGUCAUGAGCAGGAAUGUUUUAAAUAUGAUCACUUUUCACGAAGAAAACUCACUUUCUACCACGAGGAACUGAAAACUCCUUAUUUGUGGAACUGCCUCGAGAAUGAAACACCCUUUUGUUAGAAACGCCACUGAUUUCACUUCCUGUUUUACCUCCUUCACGAGGUCCCUGAAGGUUCCUCUUGCUUCCCCUCUGAUCAUGUUUGAUUUCAUGUUUCUGUUUGUUAAUCUUUUUCUUUCUUUCUUUCUUUCCUUUUUUCUUUUUCCUUCUUUCUUUUUCUUUGUUUUUGUCUUUUCAUUUCUUUUUUUUACUUCUUUCCUUAUUUCGUUUUCUUUCUUUCCUUUUUUCUCUCUCUUUUCAUUCCUUGUCUUUUGCUUUCUUUUUUCUUUUUUCUCUCUUUUGUUUUCUUUGUUUCUCUUUCCUUCUUUCUUUGUCUUUUUUCUGUUUUCUUUCUCUUUCUUUACUUUUUUCUCUUUCCCUUUGUCUCCUUUCUUUUUUCCUUCUUUUUUUCUUCCUUUCUCUCCUUUUUCUUCUUCUUUUUCCCUUCUUUCUUUUUCUAGUUUUGUUUUCUUUUUCAUUUCUUUUAUUACCUCUUUCUCUUUAUUUUUUUCUUUCUGUCCUACUGUCUUUUUUUCUUUCCUUUUUCCUUUUUUCUUUCCUUUUCCUUUUUUCUUUCUUUCUCUCUUUCUUAAUUUUUUCUUCUUUCUGUCCUCUUUUUCUUUUUCUUUUUUCUUUCUCUUUUCUUCUUUCUUUUUCUUUUCUUUCUUUUUUGUUUCUCUUUACUUUUUUCUUUACUUUUUUCUUUUUCUUUCUUUUCUUCUUUCUUUCUUCUUUUAUUUUUUCUACUUUCUUUUUCUGAUUCUCUUUCUUUCUUUCUUUCUUUCUUUCUACCUUCCCUCUUUUUGGUGUCAGUAAAUUUUCCUGUUUCCCCUCCCACAGAGUCUGAUGAAGAGAGCGGUUUAUCUUUCUUUCUUUCGUUCCUUCUUUUUGGUGUCAGUAAAUUUCUCCUGUUUUCCCUCCCACAGAGUCUGAUGAAGAGAGCGGUUUAUCCUCUGAAGAUGAAGAUGAUGAGGGAGACAUUCAGGUAUCAGCAGAAGUGACAGGCCGUGAAUGACUUCUUAAUUUAUGUCGUUUUCUGACACAUCUCUGAGGAAACACUGAUUAUCGUGCUCCGGCAGAUGUCAAUCAACUUUGACCAUGUAAUGAAAAAAAUGAUUCAUGAAAAAAAGAGACAGGCGCUGGUAGAAAAAUCACAGAGACUUAAUCACGCUGUUGAACUCAAGUCAAAAGGUGAAAAUGGGAGGAAAUGACAGUUAGGUGUACGACUUUGAUUACAUCAACAAGAGAACUGCUUUUUUUAAUGCCUCAGCCUUCUGAUUCAUAUGUGGAUUCAAUCAAUUAAAUUCAUCGACAGUCUAAUUUUGUUUUGCUCAUUGUUGAUUCGUUUUGUUGAUGUUUGAUCUGAAGUAUGAGAUCCUGGAGAAGCAGAGGGAUGAAGCCAAUCAGAGACUGUCUGAGCUGGAGGAAGGUGAGAACCAAACCUGCUGGUUCUCAUUAAAGACCAAAAACAGGCUUUUAGGUUUCUCCAGAGGUUCUCUUCCAUCAGUUUCUCUGAUGGUUAAAAUGAGGUUAACAGGAAGAGCUAACAGCACUUUAUGGUUUCAGCCUCCAGUCAGCUCCUCAAGGAAAUCAAUGUUCUGGAGAUCCAGUUUCAGAUCGAACGCUCCUGCAGGGAGAACGCCGAGGCUUUGGCUGUAAAAGUACGUCACUGAACCACCACUCUAUUAAUUUUUUCUUUCUUUCUUUCUUUCUUUACUCAUUUAUUUCUUUUUCAUUUCUUUCUUUCUAUCUAUUUAUAUCUUUCUUUCUUUUUCUAUCUUUUUGUCUUUCUUCCGUCUUUCAAUUUCUUUUUUCUUUAUUUCUUUCUCUCUUUUAGUCUGUCUUUCUUUUCAUUUCAUUUCUUUCUUUCUUUGUCUCUAUCUUUCUUUUAGUUUUUCUUUUCUUUUCAUUUCUUUGCUUUUUUCUUUCUUUUUUUCUUUCCUCAUUUAUUUCUUUUUCAUUUCUUUCUUUCUUCCGUUCUGUCUCUUUCUUUCUGUCUUUCCUUUUCUAUCUUUUCUUUCCUUCUUUCAAUUUCUUUCUUUCUUUCUCUUUCUUUCUUUCUUUUUGUCUUUCUUUCUCUAUUCCUUUUUCAUUUCUUUCUUUCUUUCUUUCUUCUUUCUUUUUUCCUUUCUUUCUUUCCGUCUCUUUCUUUUCUUUCAUUGUUUCUGUCUUUUCUUUUUCUAUAUUUCUCCUUCUUUCUUUCUUCUUAAAUUUCUUUUCUCUUUCUUUCUUUCUUUCUUUCUCUCUUUUAGUCUGUCUUUCAUUUCUUUUCUUUCUUCCUUUCUUUCUUUCUUUCUUUCUUUCUUUCUUUCUUUGUUUCUCUCUUUUAGUCGGUCUCUUUCUUUUAGUUCUUUCUUUUCAUUUCUUUCUUUUAGUUUUCUUUCUUGUCUUUUCUUUCUUUCUUUCUUUCUUUCUUUUCUGUCUUCCUUCUUUCCUUCCUUCAUUCCUUCUUUCCUUCCCUCCUUAUGCAGGUAGUUUUUCCACAAAUUGUCCCUCUAAGAACUCACCUUCCCUACCUCUAAAUGCUUAUUUGAAGGGGAUGAACUGAUAAAAGAUUCCACCCUCCCUGUCCUCCAGACUCACCAUCAUUUCCUCCGUUGCCUAGGUGACCAAAGAAAACAAAGUCCUGAAGAGGAGGAGUCAGAUGCUGAUGCCGCUCAUCCCUGAGUUGCCUGAAAACUUGGCUGCCGUGACCUUUGACGCAGAGACCGACCCUGUUGUCGGCGGUGACGAGGUCGAUGUGGGAGUGGGGAGCAGCGAGGAGACGCUGCUGCUGGAGAGUCAAGCUAAAAUCACAGGUUAAUAAACGGGAUGAUGUCAAAUGUACAGCAAAGAAAAAAGACUGUGGUAUUUAAUUUAAUGGUGUGUGUGUGUGUGUGUCAGAGCUUCAGGCAUCUGUCGAUGGUCUCCUGGCUGAGAAGUUACAGCUGGAGCAACAAGUAGAAGAUCUGACCAAAGAGCAGGUUCAACUCAGAGAGCAGGUACAGCAGCGUACGUGUGUAUCUGUGUGAAUGUUUACAUGUAUAUGAGUGUGUAUGCGUUACUUACCUCCUAACACUCUCUCUCUCUCUCUCAGCUGGCACUGGAGAUGGAGGAGAAGGAGGCCAUACUGAGGAGUAUGACCAAACAGAGCAAAACCAUGAACAAAAUCAAAAGAGGUGAGUCGUCCGUUUGUUUCUGCUGCAGCUGAUCAUUUUCUUCAGGGGUUGAUCUGGAAAUUUCCACUCAAGAUUUAAUAACUGAAGCAGAAGGAACAGUGGUGUGCUGUACACCUUCAGGGGUCUAGUGGAGUCCUGCUGGGUGUAUUUGCAUGUAUAUUAGCAUCAUCCUGUCUUCUUGGUCAUGAUAAAAUCUCUUGAAUCAGUUUUUUUAUUUAAAAAACAACAAAAAAAAAAGAAAGUGAGGAGAGUUUCCCUCAAAGCCGCUAAAUCUCGUCUUUGUACGUUUCUGGACCUUCACAGUCUCCCAGCUUGUCAACGAGGAGUUCACAGAGAUGUCUCAGAAGCUGGAGCUGGAGCAGGGCCUGCGGGCGCACGCUGAAGUCUUCGCCCACCAGGUGUGAGCGCACGCCCCCGUGCACAGAUAUAUGUGUGUGUGUGAGGUGUAUAUGUGUGCGUUUUCUGCCCAAAACAUUUUGUCAAACAUUCACACCUAUGGACACUGAGGGUGACAGGUCGUGCCACGGAAAGGGAGCGGGAGUGUCGACGCUGACCUUCCGGCGGGUACGGGCAAGACACAGGCGCGAGGAGGGGAGGGAGGGCUCGCACACGCACACACACACACACACACACUCUCUUACACACACACAUACGCAGCGCUGUCAGAGUGCAGCUGAUGUGCUGGGACAGGAGAAGGGGUCUCCAUUCUCUGUUUUCACACUGAUGACACUUUGGUCAAACCCGGGCUGUCUGUUUGAGGUGAGAUGUUCACACACACACAGACACACACAGACAGACACAAAACAAAGGCCGACACACACACACACACGCUCCGGAAAAACACCAAUUCACUCCAAGUCCACAAACCCAAACACUCACACACACACGACACAGUCCUCCUGCCCCAGCUGCUCCCAUAAUGAAGGCCUUUCCUUUCAAAAAAACACCUCUCUGUCCCCUUCCCGUCCCAUUUAGCCCCUCCCUCUCCUGUAAUUAGCGGUCAUCACGGCCGCUAGAGGAGAAUAGUGGUCUUUAAACACAACCUGUCUUUGCCUGACACCUUUAUGUUGCGCCGAGCAUACAGCAAUUGUCGCCUUUGUGCGCGGUGUCCUCCAUUUACCGGACAGGCGCACAAUGGGCCUCCUCGCAGGGGUCCUUACCUGUGAAAAGGACCCCCAACCGCUCACACAAUUCAGCCCCUUUUACUCUCAAUUCACGGUAAAAGACCCCCCUGUGCUGAAUGCCUCUUGUAUGCACUACUAUUUGUCUGUUUUCAUGUGUUUUGAAAACACCAACCAUUCACACCUCUCCUCUGUGAUGCGUGCUGGUAUAAUGACGCCAGGCCUCAAACAGGAAACAAUUUGGACCUUUUUUUUUUUUUUUUUUUUCCUCCUGUGUGUGUGUGUCUUUGUCUCUUUGUAUAGCAGUGUGCAGCCGGGGCUGUGUGUUUGUGUGUAUGAAAUAAUUGUGCUAAUUGAUGUGUGAAAAUUGCUCCCUGCUUAAUAAGGGAGAGGGGAGAUCAGAGCAGAGCGGGUUUCUGAAUGCGUCGGCUGACACGGAGCUCAAUAAAACCCGCAGCCCCCGGUUUGUUCUCACAGGAGGAAACGAGGAUAUGAAAACCAUUUUUCCUCACACUUCCUGUCCUGACAUUUCAAAUAUGUGCGCACAGUUUGUCGGAGACACGGAGGUCACGUUUCAUUUCCUAUUAGUGCAGUAAAGAGGGUUUUAUGACUGCAAAUGCAGAUAGAUUACACAGGAUGGAUUUUACUGCAAACGUUGAGGGUUAUUUUAAAUUUUUCUCAUCCUCUUUAUCGGAAAAAUUCACAUUUCGAGUUGCAUCCCUUUUUUUAGCCUGCUUUUGAUUUAUCAUUCGGCACUGAGGCGAGCAAAACGCACACUCUCAGUGGUGUUUGAUUGAAAACAGAAAUGACAGGUUAAAGAUAUAUCUGUGCAUCAGUCUCACCUCUGUCCUAGGGAUGCACCGAUAUGAUGUUUGAUAUUGGUAUCAGUCCCAAUACUGACCAAAAUUCUAGAUCGGGUAUCGUGACAAUGGGCCCGAUGCAUAGGAGUAAGCGCUGUUUAGGUUUUGCGGAGCGGAAAAAAUAAUUGAUAAGAGGGGAAUGUCUGAAAACGUGUUUCUGGUCCGAGUUUGAUCGGUCUUCCUGUCGGCAUGAAGAGCAGUAGCCUACAGUAUAUCUACAGUAUAUAUAUGUAUUUUUUAUAACUUAAUAAAAAAUUUAAAAAAUCGGCAGAUUAAUCGGAUUUUACCGAUUAUCGGCCCCAAAAAAUCCAUAUUGGUUGGGGCCUCCUUUGCACACUUCUCUUCACGCUAGCUAACAUCCUUCAGCUCUCGGACACUAAUGUCUUUAGGGGCAUGAUGAAAGUUAAUAUCAUUAUUAGCUUUCUUACGAGCAUUGCAAUCCGCUAACGCACACACUUGUCUCCCAGUCUGGCUAUAGGAAAUCUAUCUUUAUGUGAGUCUGCCGUUUGGGUCCAAUUACUCGAGUAAUCAAUAGAAUAUUCGGCAGAAUACUUGAUUACUAAAAUAUCCGAUAGCUGCAGCUCGAACCUCAACAUACAAGCUCGACGGCCACUUGCAAUACCUGCGCAGAAAAUGUUCCGAGUGGCAGUAGCAAAAUUUGAGUGCGGCUUUUCUGUAUCAGAAUUGGAUCAGUAUCGGACAAUUUUAAACUGUAGAUAUCUGUAUCAGUAUAGGAGGUGGGAAAAGCGGAUCGUGCAUCCCUACUCUGUCCAUCUGCAUCUCUCUCUGUAAACCCGGUGCUGCAGCGGUAGAUUACUGUCUAGCAUGAGUCUGGUUCUCCUCGAGGUUUCUGCCUGUUAAGAGGAAGUUUCCCUCCUCUCUAAAUGAGUCAUGGCAGGAAACGUUGAGGAACCACUGGGCUAAGGAGAUAAAGUCCCAGUUUUUUACCUUCUUUUACAGUACGUGCAAAAGAGUGAAAAGUUUAUCGAAGGCACUUUGUCCACAAUUUAAAGUCAAAGCUUGAUUUUCUUUUAGUCACAGGAUAAGAAAAAUCAAGACUAAGCGUCACUUUGUCCCUUUUAGUCCAAUUAUCUUGUUGUUAGGAAAAUCGCUCUUUGUCUUAAAGCUAAUUCUUCCCAUCUGCUUUGUUCACUCCCUCUUAAUAAAACUGUGAAGUUACUCGAACACGCUGCCCGUGUUUUUGUUCUAGUCUGAAGACGUUGGAUUGUGACAGCCUCCUGGGGGAGAAAAUUAACGACCACUCACUUAGUUUCUCCUUUUAAUUGAGCCUCGCUGUCUUUGCUUGUUGUGUUUCCUUUUGGAUAAUCAGACGGGCUGAUUCAAGAAGUCAGAAAUGUGAACUUGAUUUCUUUUGUCUUGUUAGAUGUUGGUGCAGCAGACGGAGGGCCGCAGUCAGUGUGUGAUGUUGAUGCAGAGCCCGGAGACCGGCCUGCAGCUGAAGCAGGCGCUGGAGCAGAUCUCCACCAUCAGCACCGCCCUGACGGACAUCCAGAGCUGUUACCUCGAGCAGGUGUGUGUCUAAAUGUGACCGAAAGAAGCGAAAAUAGCGCUCGCUACUUCUACUUGUUAUAUCCUGCUGUUUCUUUUAGUUAAAACAGAGUCAGAGCCCGCUGGAGGAGAGGAAGGAGGUCUCUGAGCUACAGGAGCUGAAGGAGCAGCUGGAGAGGAGCGAGGAGGAGAGGAAGGCCGUGGAAACUCAGCUGACUGAGUCCACGAACACUGUCACUCAACUCCAGCAGGAGGGUAAACAACUAUUUCCUGCUAAUUUCCUCCUCGUUUUUAUCAGUUAUGUGGAUUAAAUCGUCUUUUCUUUUGGUUUUUGUUUUCAGUGAAACAUUUACAGGAGAAGUUGGACAGUGAGGACAAAAUCAAGGAGCCAGCAGCAGCAACAACUCCUGCUCCACCUCCACCUCCUCCUCCUCCGCCUCCUCCUCCACCACCUCUCACUUCUGUCACCAAGUAUGUUAAACUGAAGCGAGAGUUCAUUGAAUUAUUAAAGCAAGAGUUUCUAGAGAUGUUGGAGUACAUGAUACAGUUUCAGUAAAGUGACUCACAUGACUCAUCUUUCUCUCUUUUUCUCUGUUCUGUUUUAAGCUCGCUUGAUUUCCUGAGAAGCAGGAGAAAAGGUGGAGCCGGUAAAACCGAUCAGAACAGUGAGUCUGACACUUGUCGUUCACCUCAGAGAUGAAUCCUCAACAGUAAAAUGCUGAAAUACAAAAAUGAGUCAUUUGGCGACUUUGAAAAAUGUGACUUGUUUUCGAUCUUGAAGAAGCAGCUCCUGUAGCGGACAUGAAGGCGAAAGCAGUGGAUGAAAUGAUGGCGAGAAUAAAGCAAGGAAUCGUCCUCAGGCCCAUCAAGAAAACUCAGGUAGACACAGUUUCUUUCUUUGUGAAAAUACAGACAAUAAAAGAAAAACUCUGACGACUACUGCCUCUGUUUACAGGAGGACGACAGCUCAUGGAAGGUCAGUUUUUAUUCCUUUUUUCUCUCAUCAUAAAACAGUCGAGAAAGUCACUGAGUCCUUCUAACAAAGUCUCAAAUCACCCUGCAGGACCAGAGGACUGAAAACAGAAAAUCAGCCAUACACGAGCUGAAAGGGAUGCUGGUAUGACACCUGAAUCUUACAUUCUUGGCUCCAAGGCCAAACUCUUGAGCAAUAAUCGCCAACAAACGGGGUUUGAUGAAGUUAAAGGGAUAUUCCGUCGUAAAAUUAAGUUAGGGUCAAACACACCGUAUCAAGAGAUGAAUGUUGCUGACCGCUUGCUUCUCUAGUUAUACCAACUUUAGUAAGCAUGAUAGCAAUACACAGUGGUCCAAGGGUCCCCGCACAAACCCCAACCUAAAAGCCACUCUGUAGCCACAAAUGAUGCUCAGAACAGCACUUACCGUAUUUUUCGCACUAUAAGAUGCACCAGAUUAUAAAGUGCAUUAUGCCUAACAAAACAGAUAAAUCAAACUUUAUUUAACUCAUUCAAUAACUCCUUGAGGCUACGGUAGCUGCAGUGCUCCAACAAGCCAAAAGGAUUUUAAGUGCGCCUUAUAGUGCGAAAAAUAUGGUAACUUCUUCAACAGUUCAUAUAGGGUCUCAGCCACAGCACUAACCACCAAACAUCUUUUUAACUUUGUCAUAUUUCAAAGAGAAAGACAGCAAAGAGACUAAACACAACUCACCUACUCUCUUCCAGCAGCCACUUAUUCGCAGCAAGACCUCAGGCCAGUCCAUUAUGGACUACAUUGGAGUUUCGCAGCUCAAGGAAGAACAUUUAUGAUUACUUCAUGGAAAUGCAAUCAGACCGAGAUGCUAAGGCAGAAGAACUACCGUGUCUGCAGUGCAAAAUGAUUAAUAUGGUGAUUAUUACUUCAAGGAAAUGAUAAAGAAAUGAUCAUAAAUGUUCUUCCUUGAGCUGCGAAACUCCACUGUAGUCCGGAUUGGCCCAAGGUCUCACUACAAACAAGCAGCUGCUGGAAGAGAGUAGGUGAGUUGUGUUUAGUCUCUUUGCCAAAGAAAUCAGGCAAAGUUAAAAAGAUGUUUGGUGGCUAGUACUAUGGCUGGGACCCUGUAUGUACUGUUGAUGAAGUUAGGUGCUGUUCUGAGCAUUAUUUGUGGCUAUAAAGUGGCGUUUUGGUUGAGCGCGUGGCUCUCUGUAUUGCUGUCGUGUGGUAGUUACUAAAAUUGGUAUAACUAGAGAAGCAAGCAGUUGGCAACAUUCAUCUCUUGAUAUGGUGUGUUUGACCCUAACUUAAUUUUACACCAGAAUAUCCCUUUAAGCAGCUGUGUUUUCAAACAUCUUUUCACAUCAGGACAACAUGAAACGUCAGCCCCAACGCAGGCUGUCAUCGAGAAGAGGGACGGGACGACAGGUCGGGGAAGUGGAGCUCAUGCAGGUGCUCCAGAGGAGGAGGAGGGCGAUCGGGGAGAACAGAGACAUGCUCCCUUCAACACAAACAUCAGGUACACUCAAAGACAAACCGUGACGGUUGCCAUAUUUAAAAUGUUGUAUUAACUUUCACUCAACCUGAGGCCUUAAAAUGUUCCGAUCUCUCGGUCAGACCCUCAGCCAGGUCAACAGAGCGUCCCGGCUGCAGCUGAAGACGUUCCCUGGGCAGGUGAGAUGGGCAGCGCCCCCGUUCUCCGGAGGCUGAGACAGAACCGAGAGAAGAGAGACUCUCGCAUCAGAGCGUCAGCGCUGAUAAUGGGUCAAGAAAACUGAGAGGAGAAAACCUCGACAUCAGCACCACUGUUGUCUGAUUCUGUCUCUGUUUGAUACUGAAGAUGACUUUGAUAAUUAAACUGAACCUGAAAAAACUGA